AUGACUAGUCUGAAGGGUGUCGGCAUCCCUGUCAAGCUGCUUCACGAGGCCGAGGGGCAUGUUGUGACAGUGGAGCUCAAGACGGGAGAGAUGUACCGGGGGCAGCUGCAUUUGGCAGAGGAUAACUGGAACGUCCAGAUCAAGGACGUGUCGGCCACAGGUCGAGACGGCCAUGUCACGCAGCUGGCGCACAUCUACAUCCGCGGCAGCCGGAUCCGCCUCAUAGUGGUGCCAGACAUGCUUAAGAACGCACCCAUGUUCAAGCGUAUCGACCCCAAAUUCAAGAACAAGGCGCACCCCAUGGGUGCAGGCGGGCGUGGGCGCGCCGCAGCGGCGGCGGCGCGAUCAAAGGCGCGGUAG
Molecule: messenger RNA, 360 nt
Organism: Monoraphidium neglectum
Lineage: Eukaryota; Viridiplantae; Chlorophyta; Chlorophyceae; Sphaeropleales; Selenastraceae
Product: Small nuclear ribonucleoprotein Sm D3
Exons: 2
Coding region: 1-360 (119 amino acids)
Biological process (GO): spliceosomal snRNP assembly; RNA processing
Cellular component (GO): SMN-Sm protein complex; U1 snRNP; precatalytic spliceosome
Molecular function (GO): RNA binding
Source: RefSeq, a predicted model, not a curated record